AUGAGAAUGCAGGGCGAGGGAUUGCAAUACCAGCAGCUGUUGGCAGAGACAUCACACCAAGCCAAAACCAAAAUGAGCAAAAUAAUCGCCGUCGUCGGCGCCACUGGCACUCAGGGCGGCUCCGUCGCUGCGAGAUUCUCCAAGAUCCCGGGUUGGCGAACACGCGCCAUCACACGAAGUCCGGACUCGGACGCAGCUCGAAAACUCGCAUCUCAGGGGAUCGAGGUUGUCCAAGCAGACCUGGACGAUGUCGAGUCUCUGAAAUCGGCCUUUUCAGGGGCCAGUGCCAUCUUCGGGGUGACGGAUUUCUGGCAAUUCGUCCAGAAAGAAUCUACACAGAAACUCGCCCAAGCCAAAGGCAUCUCCUGGAACGAGGCCUGUUACCUACAGGAGGUCCAGCAGGGCAAGAACAUCAUCGAUGCCGCCGCCCACGUCGUUCAACACGGUACACUGGAGCGAAUGGUCUUGAGCACCCUCAGCGACGCCAGACGGGCCAGUGGGGCCAAGUACACAUGGGUGUACCAUUUUGACAGCAAAGCGCACUUUGCAAACUAUCUGAAAGAUCGCGCGCUCCAUGAUGCCACUUAUCAGGCACUUUCCGACAAUACAAGUUACGUCCAAAUCGGCAACUAUCUGGACAACUGGAAAAAGAACCCAAUUCUGGCCCCCCGAAAGGGUGAUGAUGGCGUCGUGGUGUUCCGGUCCAUAUCUCCGGAUGCCUCAGAGGGUGAAGGUCUGCACCGGACACCAUUUGUCCACCCACCCACGGACACCGGUCUUUUCGUCGAGGCUCUGGUAUUGAAGGCGGCACCACAGACGACAUUACUUGGGGCGUGCGCAUUGAUGUCCCUGUCCGAGUACGUGAAGCUGUGGGGAGACAUUAAUGGCGUCAAGACCAAGAUUCAGAUCUUGACCGCUGACGAGGUCGAUCUCACGUGGCCGGGAGGGUUCGGACUGGAAGUAGGGCAAACGGCCUGCUAUGUGCGAGAGUUUGGCUGGGAUGGCGGAGAGGGAGCCAUUCUACCAGAACAAGCAGGAGUCAAUGUGAGCGAACUGACAGACGUCAAAUCCUACAUUGAAACGACAGAUUGGAGUUCCAUUCUUGGUUGAGCAA
Molecule: messenger RNA, 1114 nt
Organism: Exophiala mesophila
Lineage: Eukaryota; Fungi; Ascomycota; Eurotiomycetes; Chaetothyriales; Herpotrichiellaceae
Exons: 3
Coding region: 1-1110 (369 amino acids)
Source: RefSeq, a predicted model, not a curated record